AGGGGAUUGCGAGGGGUCACGAGAGACCAAGCCAGAAGAAGGGGCGACGGGAGAGAAAGAGAAAGAGAGAGAGAGAGAGCAGCCACGUGCUAUGGGAACGGGAAUAGCUCUCUCUCCUCUCGGCGGGUUUCUCAGUUCGAAACGGGCCAUCAACGAUGCCUACACACCAUGGCCACACCAUCAUGACUGCGGCGGAGCGCGGUCGCUCGUCGCCAUGAGGCGUCGUCGUACCGUCGACGACGCUCAGCAGCAAAAUGGUUUUUCGCUCGAAUUUUUCGUCGUGUUUUUCCUUCAUUUUCGAAGAUAGCUCCAGCGUGCGGGAAAAUCGAUGGUGGAUCCGUUUGAUUAUGCACGGUGCAGCGGAGUGUCGCUUUUCUUUGGGCAUCGUAAAGGAUCAAUAGUGAUUGCCCUCGUGCAAGUGUUACAGGAAGAGGAGGUGCGAUUUCGCCGGUACAGAUUUUACGGAAUACAUUUAAGUCCAAGAUAAACGCAAGAAGUCGGACCGAUUAGAUUCUUCUUCGAUCGUCUUUUUCUCUCAAUCGAUCGGACAAUUAAUUAGAGGAAGGAGAAAGAAUUAAUUUGUGGAUCUGUGAUGUAAAAAUUUGAAAUUUGCCGUGAUUUGAAACGAAUAAUUCUUUAAAGUAAAUUAAAUAUCGAAUUAAUCCUAUUACGAUUACGACGAAUAAGUCAGUAAUUAAUUGAGGGGCAGCCAAAAGUCAGCAAUUAACUCGAUAACUAGCCUAUAAAGUUGAUCGAAUUCGCCAUUGAAAAGUCGAGAAUAUUUCAAUGAUCCCCUUUCCAAGAGAGUCGAUCCCGUAAGGAUGUCGCGAUCGUAGAUAUAACGUGCUCGUCUCGUGAAUAGCGAGACGCUAAGUCGGACGAUCGAGCGAGCCUGAUCGAUUCGCGAUGAGAGUACCCAUUGGCACGCUACGUCGAGUUAUUACGGACUUUAGAAGAUCCUCGUUAUCUCUCGUGAGUGCAAUUUCGAAGUACUUGUUACAAACACUCAUUCAGUUAUAUGUCGCGGCAGAGAAGAUCCUGAGCUGGAGAUAUUUUUCCGCGAGAGAGCACAAAGUCAAUUGAUCAUGAGAACGUAUGAUUCUUUGGAUUUCUCGCGCAACGAAUUGCCGAGAAGAGAUCACAAUAGCGAGGAUUCCUAGAAUUGGAGAUAAGACAAAAUUGAUGAAAUAUGCAUGAGUUUUGAGGGGAGGGGAGGGGGUGAAUUAAUCAACCUCUAACGAGAAAAGAGUUCGUCGUGCGUUUUCAGUUUCUCAGUUUGGGACAAUCUUCGUUUGUGUGUCAAAAUCAACCAAGUAACAUGCGGAAUUUCAAGUUUCUAAGGAGACACUUUUAUUUAAUAGAUGCAUCAUAAUCUCUAUGACCGCAGACUGUAAAAGAGGCAACGAUUUAAUUGCUAGAGUAGAAAAUUUCUCUUAUCUAAACAAAACAAAUAUCAUUGUUCGAUCGUCAACAGGAUUGAGACGGAAUCGAGAAGAAUCAGCUCGAAAUAUUUCUCAUAAAAAAGGUCUGCCACCUUUUUUACGAGAUAAUUAUAGAGGGACUAUCAUCUCAUUAUACAGGGAAGAUAAUAACGAUCGUAAGAGGGAGGAGACGAGCCGGAUCGAUCAUUAUGUCGGUUUUUCGAGAGGAUAUAAUAAUCGAGAUAACUAACAAAUGAACGUUAUUAUAAAUCUUCCCCCACUCUUCAGUCAUUAAAAUAACCGAUCGAUAUGUACUAGAUGUAUUUACUUUCUCAUAUUUUGAAGAAAAAAAGAAAUAAAGUGAAAUAAUUAAAGCUACGGAGAGAGACGAGUAUUAUCGAGAUAUGCAUUAUUUGGAAUAUUUCGAUUUCUCUCUCAAGAAGACUAUUAAUAUAUUAAUCGUUCGAUUAAAAUGGAUUUUUGUUACUUUCAUUAAAAAGGAGAUGAACGAAAACAUAAUAAUCCAAAGUGAAAUGUGAGUCUUGUUAACCAUGCUCGACAAUCAGAAGAAGAAUCGUCUGCAAGAUAUUUGAGGAAAGAGAAAGAGAGAAAGAAAAGAAAACGAAAGGACAUAAUGGGAAACAGCGGAAGCAGCGGGAGUGGCAGCAGCAGUAGAAAGGCACGAAGCUUGCCGAAUUCACCGGAAGCUCACAGACUGCCGUCGCCUUACAACAAGCAAUCGUCAGGAGUUGGCGUUGGCGUUGGAGGUGGACCAGGGGGUGGCACGAGCAUACCCCUGCCCGCGACCGUCUGCGCUACCAGAAGAUGCCCUCCGGACAAAGUCAGACCGGCUCCGGCACCGACGCAUCAGUCGCAACUCGGUGGUCUGAAACACGGAAAUGGUGGCGUGGGCAGCGCAAGCAGCUCCAGAAGCACGAGCCCCAGUCAGCAGCAGCCGCAGUCUCAGCAGAGCGGUCUCUCCUUCAUUCCACAACCCAGGAGCCAAAAUUCGUCGAACCGACAACCGGCAGCUACCACGCCGAGCCCUCGAGCGUCCACGGUAGGCCGACCCAACGGCAACGGCAACAGCUCGAGAGCCCAACAACAGGCCUCGCCUUAUAUCGGCGCGAACACUGCGCCGACGGUGCAACCCAACAAAAAUUCCGUUCUGGAUAAGUUCAAGCUCUUCAAUAACAAGGAGAAGAACCAGGAGCGUGGCAAGGCCUCGUCGGGAGUUUCGAAGCGCACAUCGAGCUCGUCCGGCUUCUCGUCAGCGCGGUCAGAACACUCGGACAGCUCGACCUCGUUGUGCGAUCAGAGCAAGAGUCAACAGCAAGCUUGUCAAGAGUCGCCGAAAAGUCGUGCGCUCAAGUCGAAACUGCAGUCGGCUGCCAAGUCGGCGAAGCAAGCUAGCCCGAAGACAGGCAGGAAGGAGCAGAGCAAGGCCCAGAGCAAGAUCGCGCGCACCAAAGCGCCGCCGAGUUGUACGGACAAGGUAACGACGGCAGCUUAUCCCGUUUCGCAGGAGCAAAUGGAUGGAAAGACUCCCGGCAAGGUGAGCGGUAGUAAAUUACCGAGCGACAGAAAGACUCCGAAUCUUCAGGAAUUGGUGAAGCAGCCACCGAUGGCGCAGCCACUAUCUCAGAAGAUAAAUCCUUCCGUCUUGACGCCGCCUAGACCGAUGAAUGCUCAGGACACGAGAUGCGCUGGCGCAAAGAACGAGCCACCGACAACGAAACUGUCGUCAAGACCCAAAAUGGAACUUCCAGGAAAGAUGACGGAUCUCAAGAUUCAGCCGCAAAACAUCAAACCACCUCCAAACGGCUUCAACAAGGACCUGAUGGUGCACAGGGCUAUCCUGGCGAAUACCAACGGCAUCGUCAAGCCGUCCGAUCCGAACGAGAUAGUGACCCGUGAGAACGACACCUUGGAUCACACCCUGAGUAUGAAUCAGGCGAAUCUGUCGAGCGGCAAGGACCUAGCGAUCAAGCGGAAGGAGUCACUGGAGGCGGAGCAUGAGCAGCGAACCGUCUCCCCGGACGAAUACAUCGGCCCCUGUACACCGGCCAAGAUUCGAGAACCGAGCCGAGACGGAAUGAUGAUUCGCGAGGAAGAGAUAGCGAUCGGUGACGCUCCCGGUGAGAAGAAGAAAGUUGCCCUGCCCGAUCAUACAGAUCUGCUACUGCUCGACGAAAAAUCGGAAAAUGCCGACGAAAGGGCUAUCAGUCCUCGCGGCAACCCUACGCCGCAAAGCAGUGUGAGCUUUGGGCUCGGCAAGCCGCUCCAGGGUCCGAAUGCGUGUUCGAGCGGUCCCGGGCUCAGUCCGGGUUCCAGCAUUCCCAAACCUACCGCCCUGGUGAAGGGCACGUCGAAACCGCCAAAGGAGAGUUGCAUGGCCGGCGUGCCGACGCCGACCAAGCCGAAAGCAAGCGAUGCUCUUCAUCGCAAACUCGACCCGAAUACGGUGGCGAUGGUGUCGCCGAUGCCGAGUAUCUCAGACUUGAUGUCCGAGAGUUCGCACAGCAAUUCCAACAGCACCGGUCAGAGCAACUCCAGCGACAGCAGCGUAAUUUACAGGCCUAGUAGCGAGAGCGGCAGCGAGAUCAAGACGAUACCCAAUCGGAAGAUCGACACCACGUUCGAGCGAAUGGAGAAGGUCCUGUCGGAAAGCUCGACUUGUGGCGGAUCUUUGGCGGAUGACGAGGCCGAGAUGACGGUGAAGCCUAUGCAACCUCUUCUGCGCGGCUACACACCCGGAGCUCGAGGUUUGCAGACUCUACCGAGUCGCACCACAGCUAGGCAGUACACCGUCCUGCACACGUCGUCACAUCACCACGUCGUCGGCCAUCACGAUUAUGCCGAUGUGGACGUUGCUUCUGGCUACUUGAGCGACGGUGAGAUGUUGCGUGGAAGCGGCAUGAAUGUCGGCAACAGGACGCUGUCGGAUCUGUGCGACGGAUAUAUGUCCGAGGGCGGCGCGUCUUUGUACGCGCGCAGGAUCAAUCCUUCCUACAGCCACGAGCACGAUAGGUACGUGGGCGGCUCGCGGCGAGAGCUGUCGGGGGUGAAGGAACUGGUGACCUCGAGGCGGGCGCAGAAGAGGCCGUCGGUCGCGAGGUCGGAUGGCGGUGGCGGCUGCAUCGGGGGUGUCGGGGGCGUCAGUCCUGGAAGCGGCGGCGGCGUCGGCGGCGGCGUCGUCGUCGCCGGUAGUCUUCUAGGCGGCUGUAGCGGCGGGAACGACGCUUUGGCGGAACUCACGAUCGAGGAGCUGGCCUCCAUUCCCGCCGGAAAUCACACCUCCGCCAAUCACACGGGACAUCCCUCUCAUCACAAGAGGGUGCCGGGUGGAGGAGGUGUAAUCGUGGGGGGUGGCGGAGGAUCGGCCACCCCCCAAGGGGCGCAGCAAGGUAACCAUAACCUCGUUUAUCGUGUGGUGAGCUCACGACAUCCGGGUCAUCAUCCCCACGUGAAGAAGUCCGACAGUUCUCAGCAAACUGAGAGCUCGGCCUUCAAACACCAACAGCAACAGCAGCAGCAGCAGCAACAACAACAACAACAACAAGGCUCGAACGGCUGUAGUUCCAAUAGUCAGCAAUGGAAAAAAUAUAUCGAGGCCGGCGCCGCGAGGGAUCGGGAGAGAGACAAGGAGGGCGCACCCCCCAGCCCUAGUCCCUCCAGAAGAUCACAGGAUAAACACCGGAAACAGGCCAUGGCCGAAUAUGCAAACGGCGAGAAACCGCAGAAAGUUUCAUCGGGCACGUCGACCACUAGCAGUAGUAAGGUUCGCGGGGUACCGCAGAGUUUUGGCUACGUGAAAAGACACAGCGCCGGCACCACUCCGAGUCCCAAUGGGGUUCAGAAUGGCGGCAAGGAUGCGACCAGGACGGCCCAAGUCAGCGCGGUGCCGAGGACCAAGGUCAAAGUAUCCGGCGGUACCCAGACGUGCACCACAGAGUUGCAGGCAAACUCGUCGGCAUCCAGUCAAGGUCACCACUAUAAGAGCUACAGUCUCACGGGUCCUAGUGCCAGCCAGCUCUCGCAGUCGGUGCGCGAUCGUCUCAUGCUAGGCUCCCAGAGUCUACCCAAACCCGGCAGUCCGGAAUUUACCGCUCUCUUCGCGGCUGCUCAUCAUCGCGAGCGAGGAGCUGGCGUUGGACCGACAAGCGCGUCCUUCUCACCUCGAGUGCUGAAACCGUCCGAUGGUAGUCUCAGUGACACGUGCAGCAAUUACGCCGCGCCUGAUCUGCAGGGCUACUACACGUCUAGCAGCCCUUAUACCACCUCGUGGAUGAGACACAGCAACACCUAUACGCCAAGCGGGCGAUCGCAAGGGAUGGGCUUGUGCGAAGCGGACAGCGUAGAGUCAUUGGGUUCGCAUCGCGCGAGUCUAACGCACGCUCGUCUCCUGAUGCAUCAAAGGGAUUCCACAGGUUCCCCGGCACCGCCUAGAUUGAACAGAAGCAACUCUAUCAGAUCCACCAAGAGCGAAAAGAUGUAUCCGUCGAUGCUCGCGCGAGGAAGCGGUGCCUCGUCAUCGGUGGGCGAGGAGGUCGGAAUUGGUAUGGGGGUCAGUGUAGAGCCGUAUUACAGCGUUCCCGUAGGAUCGACCGGCUGCACAGGCCAACACUGGUCCCAGCCGACGUCACCGACACCCACGCACACUUCGCGCCAACCACCGAACUUGUACCAGCAUGUACACAAGGACGACGACAUUCACGGCUCAUCGGUAUCGCUGGUGUCGACUGCGAGCAGCCUUUACAGCUCGGCUGAGGAGAAGCAGGCACACGAGUUGAGAAAAUUGCGGCGUGAGUUGCUGGAUGCUCAGGAGAAGGUGCACUCACUGACCAGCCAGCUCUCUACAAACGCACAUGUGGUCUCAGCUUUCGAGCAGUCAUUAUCCAAUAUGACCCAAAGACUACAACAGCUCACAGCUACAGCUGAGAAGAAGGAUUCCGAGCUUCAGGAGCUUCGCGAGACUAUCGAGAGGCUACGUAAACAGAGCGCUGAAGCCGGAUUAAACAAUGGUCCAGCCGCCAACAACGGUCGCCGUCACACCUUAGGCGAUUCCGAAUCCGGCACCACCGGCUGCACCGGCAGCAGCAGCAGCAGCAGCAACAAUCACCAUCAUCAUCAGGGUGCGUCGAUGGCUAGGCAAUUGUCCGCGGAUAGCGUAACAUCCUUAAACUCGUUGAGCAGCGCCUGCUCAGCGAGCAGCAGUCAUCACAAGAAGAAGGGUUGGUUACGCAGCUCCUUUUCCAAAGCGUUCUCUAGAUCGCGCAAGAAUCGUCACGGCUCGGUGUCGGACGCUGAAGACUGCAAGGAGAGUGCUGGUGGCGAUUUGAGCGCUCCAAACAGUCCUAGACUGCCGACUGCUUCAAAACACGAGUCGUCGAGGGGACGUGAGACCACACGGAGCAACGGUCAGAAGUCGCCGGAUCAUGAGAAUCCUCUGUCGGGUAGCAAGAGUAGCUCAGCUCUCUAUAAGAAAGAAGACGAGGAUGUGGACGAGCUAAAGAAACAACUGAGGGAAAAGGAUCUAGUGCUCACGGACAUUAGACUCGAGGCGCUCUCCUCGGCGCAUCAAUUGGAAUCCUUGAAGGACACAGUCAUCAAGAUGAGGAACGAAAUGUUGAACUUGAAGCAAAAUAACGAACGUUUGCAACGGUUAGUGACAUCCAAGUCUCUCACCUCGUCGCAAUCUUCGCUACCUAGCGAUCCGGACCGACGCUUCAGCAUGACCGAGGUAGCGUCGAGUGUCGCGGCUCUGUCGAACGGCGACGCUAGUUCCACGGCCGAUCAAUUGGAGGACCUUAAUGUGCCGGAACACACUGUGGUGCCGACGAGCGCAACAUCCACGGAACCGAUCCUCGACCAGGACACUGACGGCAAGAGGAUCAAUGUAGCCGUCUAUCUCGGCAGUGAGAAGAACUUCAACUACAACCUAGUCACUGGCAGUUCCGCCGACGGUAGCCUGGGUGAACCUCCUCAUUGCGUGAUCGCGAAUGUGUGUAUCAGUAACAAGACCAGCUGGGACGCGCUGGACUCCACUGUGAGACGUUGCUUCAAAGAAUACGUCUCCAGAGUGGAUCCCGUGACGAACCUGGGCCUCGGUGUCGAAUGCGUCGCCGCGUAUCAUCUCGGUGAGGCUUCCAGAUGCACCACCGACUCUCAGCAUCCUGAGUUGUUACCCUGCGGAUACCUGAUCGGCCACGUGAAGACUAUCUACUUGGUGCUGUCGGGCUACUCUUGGCUCGCGGUAGACACUCUGAUACCACGUUCCAUUGUUCAACGACUCAUCUCUCUGCUGACUGAGCAUCGCAGAGUGAUUCUGUGCGGUCCGAGUGGCACCGGCAAGAGUUACCUGGCUGGAAAGCUGGCGCACGCACUGGUGGACACCGAUAACGAUACCAAAGACGCCGCCGCUGUCGCAACCUUCAAUGUGGAUCAUAAGUCCAGCAAGGAGUUACGUCAGUAUCUCGCCCACAUCGCCGAGAGAUGCGACUCAAAUACCGCCGACGAACUGCCGAGAGUCAUUAUUCUAGAGAAUCUCCAACACGCCGCGUCUCUCGGCGAGUUAUUCAGCGGACUCUUGGGAACUAGGCAUUCUUCGUGUCCUGCAAUCAUUGGUACUAUGAGCCAGGCUACUUGCAGCACUACCAAUUUACAGUUGCAUCAUAACUUUAGGUGGGUGUUAUGCGCUAACCACAUGGAGCCAGUUAAGGGAUUUUUGGGACGUUAUCUGAGAAGGAAAUUGCUGGAGCAUGAACUGCGAGAGUGUGCAGGGACGAGGAAUGCGGAAAUGGCGGCGGUGGUCGAGUGGCUGCCACGUGUGUGGCAACAUCUCAACAAGUUCCUAGAAACUCACAGCAGCUCAGACGUCACCAUAGGACCGCGGCUCUUCCUGUCCUGCCCAAUGGAAGUGGCCGGUUCGCAAGUAUGGUUCACCGAUCUGUGGAACUACUCGGUGAUACCGUACUUAGUGGAGACAGUCAGGGAAGGCUUGACGCUCUACGGAAGACGCGUUAGCAGCAAUGGAAAUGGCGAGUCCACUUGGGAAGACCCAGCGCAGUUUAUCACGUCCAGUUAUCCCUGGUUGUCCACGCACGCCGUGCACGGUGGUAGCGACGCUCUUCUACGUCUGAGACCCGAAGACGUAGGCUACGAUGUAGUCUCUAGUGGCCAUACUUCCGGCGUGGGAGCUUCCAGCGUCAAGAGUCUCGGAAGUACUCACAGCGAUACCGAAGGAGAUCCUCUGCUUAAUAUGCUGAUGAGGCUGCAGGAGGCAGCUAAUUACUCCAGUCCCCACAGCAACGACAGCGACUCUGUGACGUCCCUCGAUUCGUCGCAUACUCGCCACUCGGAGGAUUUAAGCAGUUCCACGUCUUCGUCGAGAGGAGUGGAAUCGGCACUCUGAAUCUUAUUGCCGAAGGGUCCAUUUAUCGCGUGUGUCGACCGCUCAAUAAUUAAAGAUACCAGAAAAAUAAGGAUCGAUAAGUCCCGCAAUUAUGCAAUCAUUCCGAUCGCCGAAUAAUCCAGAGCAGUGCUUAGAAAUAUUCGCAUUUUCGAGGCUUGUGUUUACUUCCCUCCCCUUACCUCUCCUGCUAAUCCGUCGAGCAUACGAUUGGCAGUUAGCCUCAGAAUCGUCGACUUUAUAAGACCUACUUGGGGACUUUCCCCAAGUUGUGAAAUCAGUCCUCUACGCGUGUUCUCUAUGGGUGUUAUAAUAUUUUUUGUUCUCUACGCGCUACCAAUACAUUUCUAUUAUAAUUACAACGAUAGAAUUUGGUUCCAAUAAGAACUUUUUAAAAGUUAAGAAAACUCCCUCAGAUUAAGUCCAUCAAGUUGACGGUCCUGAGGUUAAACGUCGCGCAACAGACAAUGGCGCGAAGCUCGACGAAUAAAUUGGAGAAACAAAGGAAAUAAAAAGUAAGCAUAGAUCUCGAAGACUAAAAUUCAAAAGUGCAAGUAACUCCGAGCACUGAUCUAGAGCAAGGAAAUUAAUUAACAAUAAAAAUUAAUCACAGACAAAAUAUCGAACAAAGUUAUCAGUGAAGCAUCUCUAAGAUUAAGAGCCGAAGAAGAAAGUUACGAAUAUCAUUAAACCGUAUUUUCGCAAACAAGAUGAGAUCUCGAUUAAACAUUAACGAGAUCACCUUAUUGCGACAGAUAUAAAGUUGCACGUUUAAAAUCUUUCUAAAGCGCAAUGAGUCUCCGAAAAAUUCCAAGGCGUUAGAUAUUUUAAAGCCGCGCGAUACGAAAUACAACUUCGUAAUAAUCUAAGAGGAGAAUUUAAGAUGCCUACGAGAGCUGGCCUAGAUUUAAAUUUCUAUGUGCGUCCAGCGCUUAAGUGUGAUAUGUAAUUAAGUGAACGAACGGCGAUGACAAAUGUACGACGAUUCUUCGCUUCACGGAAAAGAGACACGACGAGAGAAAUUGACAUUUUUUUUUAAGAAUUCUCCCAAAGACUAGACAUUACAUUCAGAUUUUCUGUGAAUUUUUCUUCUAACGCUUAAAUUAUUCUCUUAUUCGACUUCUUCUGUGUAAUAACAAUCAUUUCGGCGCUAAUAAGGGAAAUGUAAUUCCUUAAAGCGAAAAUUAAUUCUUUUUUCUUUAUACAGAGUAAUAUGUUCUAUCAAUUUCUUUUCGCUCGAUUACUUUUUCGCGAAGCAUACGCGCGAACGUAAUGCAAUAAUCUCCAUACUGCCGUUGCGGGGUUAUAUUUUGGAGGGACGUAUUUUUUAUUCGCGACGAGACAGCGCGUAAACGCAAUUGAAGAACAUCUCGUCGAUUUUGUCAUUCGAUGUAUACAGUAUUAUGGCGGAACGAUAAGAAAGAGCGGUUUCGAACCGAGGAAUCCUCAGAGAAUUGGGAUUCCUCUCUCGUCCGACUAUUUUUCAGAUAAACAUUAUCUAGACACAGACUUAUAAAGAUCUCAAGAACGAAUGACAGUCGCGAACCUUUGCUCGUAUUACAAAAAAGUGACAAAACGCAAAGAGCGAGCGAGUUGAAAGGAAUCGAUCAUAAGUCUGUGCAAAAAGAUAGUCUAUUUAUACAUACUUUGCUACAAAAGCUCUAUAUAUAUAUAUAUAUAUAUUUAAUUAAAAAUGUUAAUAUAAUAUAAUAUAUAAAUAGUAUAUACAUAUGUAUAUGUAUGUAUGCGUGUGUGUAUAUAUACGUACACACACAUCCAUACCUGAAUGAUGAUGGCGCUAAAUAUAUACAUAUGUAUACGUAUAUACAUAUGUAUGUAUACGUAUUACAAAAGAAAAUUUCUAGCUAAACUAAGAUAACGUCAAUAAUUCUGGUCAUGUAACGUUGUAAAUACGAGACACAAAGCAAGAUAGGCUACGCUAAGCGCGCAAGUUCAAUUUAUCGAGUCUCAAAAUUUGUGGUCCUCAAUGUCUCUUGCGAUAUCGUUUCCUUGCACUUUUCUAAACUUCAAAUCAAAUCUUAACUCGUUCCGUUAAUGUCCCGCGAUAGAUUUUGUAAUAAUGAUGAAUAGAUUUGGCGAUUCAGUUUUUAGUUUGACUGUAUAUAUGUGGAUAUAUAUAAUGAAUAUUUAUUUCUUAGAAACCACUAUCGCACAGUAUAAUCGCCUUUAUUAACAUCACGACAAUCGAUUCUAUUUUCUUUUUCAUUUCAUUCUCUAAAAUUUUCGUCGUGGAAUAUAUAUAUUCCAGAUGCAUACUUUUCUAAAAAUAAAACGAGCUUAAAUUUCUGAGUGUAAGAAAAAUGUGGAAUAUAUAGUCAGCACUUGGAAUAACGAUCGAACGAUUUAGGUCGCGGGAGAUAUAAGGCGGGGAUCACGAAAACUAUACAUAUUGUAUAUGAUCAAUGCCCUAUGUGAUUGCAACGACGGGCAUGUUAACGUAUAAUAUACACACAAGAUUAUACAGUCGCAUUUACAGGUUUUUUACGUUUGUACUGCAUUUAUACUAUAUGCUGUACUCCGGCGCCGCGCUCCAACUCUCUACUCAAGUAACGAUAAUUAAUUGUGUCAUCAAAUAAAUCGCAUUCAAAUCUG
Molecule: messenger RNA, 11445 nt
Organism: Odontomachus brunneus
Lineage: Eukaryota; Metazoa; Arthropoda; Insecta; Hymenoptera; Formicidae
Gene: sick
Product: protein sickie
Exons: 19
Coding region: 2056-8835 (2259 amino acids)
Biological process (GO): neurogenesis; nervous system development
Molecular function (GO): protein binding; ATP hydrolysis activity
Source: RefSeq, a predicted model, not a curated record